AUGUUUAUCUUUGUUUCUUCCUCACCCGCUAUUAUCAGUGCCCACAGAAGCAUUGGGUUGACAGGUUCCAACAAAAGUACUAGAAGUUCUCAAAAUAAUGCAAAAUCUAGUCUUUUCAGGAGAUCUCAAAUUAACAAAUUGUCUGCUAUACAGCCUAAAAGAAAUGUGAAAAGCUCAGCAUUGGCAAGUCAUUCAUCAACGCAAUCACAUCAUUCAUUAGUUACCAAGCCAGAUAAUGGCUUAAAGGUCAACCAAGAUCCUGUUGUGGCUUCUGGUCAUGGAUCUAUUAAUCAUGAAGCUGUUGCCAACAAAAUUGCUUCCCUUCCUCAAAGUCAUUCCCAUAUUGGUGGAAACACUCAAUAUUCACAGCCACAAAUGACAAAACCAUCUGGCUUACGGAUGCCUUCGCCAUCAUUAGGAUUUUUUACUCAGUCAAAGACUAAUGCUUCACGUGAUAUACAAAGCAGCACUCAAACAUGCAAUAUCCCAAAACCUAAUAAUCCUAAUUUGUCAAAGCUUGGUGUCUUAAAUUCUGCUUUUGAGAUCCCCACUCCAUCUAAGAAUGUACAUGUAGUGGCCAGUGCUGUAGCAGCAAUUGAAAAUUUGAGGACUCCAAGCACAAAACCCUCUGUUCCAUCAAGUGCUAGUUCAUUAUGCAAAGGUGCCAGACCAAAUUCAAGAGAUACUAAAAUGCAGAGGGUGGAAGUGAAGGUUUCUUGUAAUUCUUACAAUCAUGAAUUAAAUAAUAAUCAGCAGCAAUUGCACACCAUUGACGGCAGUUUUAAGUGGGAAACUGAGCAUGUGGAAUAUCAGUGUAGUGAUAACAAGUUACUCUUGCAAAGUCAAUCCUCCGAACAAGUGGAAUUAGAUUGGAAGAGGGAAAAUCUUGCCAUCCCUAGAAGUACGAAUCACAUCAGCGGUGAAUUCAAAGAUCCCCAUUUUGUCUCUCACCAUGGCCUGGAGGUAAAAAAUGGCUUGAAGGCUGAUGAUGCUGGCAACAAAAUUUCAGGAAAUGUACAAAAUAAUUCAUUGACUGAAGAUUUUGAUCUCCUUCCACAGUUGCAUUCUUGCGACAUGAAUAGUAGUAACAUACAUGAUUCUCCAAUAGUAAACAUUGACCAGAUAAGCAGUCAUGAUAGCUAUGAAAAUUCAAGCAAAUCAGCUGAAAAUGAACAUGUAAAACCUUGCACCUUUGAAGAUGAUCAAAAAGCUAAUGAGAUUCAGAUACAUCAUAUUAAUGAUGAUGCCUUGCUCAAGGAGGGUGAGCCUUCAGAAGCAUUUCUUGGUUUCAACAGUGUGGCGAGUAAAGUUAUGAGUCCAAAUAUUAGUGAUUGCAAUGCUAGUGAUUUGAAAAGGACCCAUGGUCUAUUGCAUUAUGGAGACAGAAUUCAAGGAAAAGAUGGCACUGUUGGGGAUAUUGAUUUGAAUCAUCAAUCACAUGUUGCAGAUGCACAAAAGCAAUCUCUUGAAUGUAAUUUAUGUCUUGAAAGUAGCAGUUAUCUUCUGAAUGCUUCAGAAGCGGAUAAUCUGCAUGCACAUGUAAAUGGUGUGUAUGAAAUGCUAGUUGAACAGCCACCACUUCCUGAUCCGUGCAUUGUAGUAGAGACACUUUUCCAGGAUGAUUAUCGAUCACAUUCAACUGAUUGCCUAUUACAUGGAGAAAUCUUCUCUUCUGACAAUGUUGCCUGUCAGAGUGAUAUAGAAAAUUCCAGUGCUCCAUCUAGGAUUCCACCCGCACUACAAAGUUGUGUUAAUGAGAUGGCUGACGUGGUUGAGUGUUUAAAUGCAGAGAACGAGGCUUCGGUUUCUACUGAUACACAGUGCAACCAUGACAUUGAGCUCCUUUGUGAAGCAGCUACUUCAUCUAAGGGAUUAGAAAGGAUCGAGGAAGACCAAGUAACUGGAGCAAUAACUGCUUGUGAUAUUAGUGUCCGCAAUGACUUUCAAAGAAGUGGCAAUCUGGAUGCCAGAGAGAUGGAUGAUUCUCAUUCAAUAUCCCCCCUGGGCCUAGUAGAUGCCAUUUCAGAGCCAGGAGACAAGAUCAUUUCUUUUCAUUUUAAUGCACCUGGCGUGCUUACUAGUUCCUCCCUUGAUGCUGGUAACACCUUCGUAGAUAAUCCGAUUCUAGAGGCAUGUCAUGACCUUUUCUCUGCGGAGAGAGAGACCCACAAAUUUGAUACCGACAAUUGUGCACAUGUGAGUCCCAGAAAGAAAUGUUUUAUACAGGCAGUGGAAGGUUCUUCUGAUCUGUCUAAGGUGCGAACAGUUGCACCAAGUGACAAGUGUGCUGCUGGAGAUAAUGAGACGACUGAUGGAUCUUUCAGAAAAGAUGCAUCCUCGCAGUACUUCAAUGAUGGUAUUUCAUUUGAUAGCUGCAAAAUUAUCCUUUUCUCUUCAGCCGAAAAUAACAAUUUUGCGGUAGUCGAGAAUUUAAAUAAACCUCAAGAGCUUCAAAAUGAUGUCACUGUUAUGCCAGAGCCAGGUGAAUUCAGAUGGUCUGUUACUGAGGAAUCAUCUAGUUAUGUCAAGAUUAAUCUGUCAGAUAACAACCAUGAUGGUUGUAAUGAUGUGAUCAUGCAAGACACAGAACAAAGUGACCAAGUAACUUCUUCAAAUGUUGAGCUUUCUUCACUGAGCGAAGAUAAAGUUUCUGGGGCAGAAAAUACCUGCAAGUCUCAAGCAUUUUGCUCUUUAAAUGAGGAAUCAACCUCCUCAAUCAAAAGAAAUCACAUAUCUUCAGAUGGAAUUUUCUUACAGGAAGAAGUCGACAGAUUGGAGAAUGAUUUGUCACAGGAAUUAAACAGUUCAAUGACCCAUGUAGAAGCUACGGGUUGUACAUCUUUGGUUGAGGAAACUAGCAAUGACAAAAGGCAAGUUGCUCCUUUAGUAAAGCCCCCUUUGAACGCUGUUCCAUUUUCAGAUGAAUGGUUAGCUGCCUUUGAAGAUGCUGGAGAGGAGAUUCUAACAAUGAAAAGUGGUGCUGUACAAAAUUCGCCCACGGACAAAUCUCUGCCAGAGCCUGGUCCAUGGUCCCCGGUGAGAAAGAAAAACAACCAAGGAGUAGGACCGUUCGACUGCACAAAAUACACCCACACAAACGUCCCGCCCGGUUCUGAAUAACGGAGGCCAAAAGGUUUGCCUAACCAUUCUUUCCUUCUUUUUCUUUUUCCUGCUAACAGAUGUGAUCAAUUGUACGUUCACGCCACAACUAACAAACGUUGGAAGGUUUGAAAAUCCCUGAAUUCUGGCAUAUCUAAACAACAAAAGAUAUUCAAAGUUCUUUUGUUUGAUGUUUUAUCUGUCUGAUCAAAUUUCCAAUUGGACUUUUUAAGUGUCAAUUUGUGUAGCUCCUGUUAGGGAUUGCCUACUUUGCCUUCCUUGAUUUGGCCCCUGCCAUUUCCCU
Molecule: messenger RNA, 3403 nt
Organism: Hibiscus syriacus
Lineage: Eukaryota; Viridiplantae; Streptophyta; Magnoliopsida; Malvales; Malvaceae
Exons: 7
Coding region: 1-3120 (1039 amino acids)
Molecular function (GO): microtubule binding
Source: RefSeq, a predicted model, not a curated record